Fusarium sp. VM40 is the source of this 2757-nucleotide messenger RNA. The record is from the annotation of a GenBank genome assembly. NCBI's taxonomy places the organism in Eukaryota, Fungi, Ascomycota, Sordariomycetes, Hypocreales, Nectriaceae.
AUGGCUCUUAACCGUACCAAGUCAAAAACGCCUGGCAAUCUCACCUUUGGCGAUGGCGACUCGCAGCACUGCACGUCCGGCAACGUCGGAAUCGACGGACGCGUCAAGGUGCAAAUACAUCAAAACGCUCAAUCCAUCGUCAAUUAUUUCAAGAAGCACCAGAAACCCGCGCCUGAAGAGCCGCUCAAGAAGCGAAAGUUUAGCACCGUCGCGCUCUCCGAACACAGACCAGCCACGAGCCCGCGCCUAAAUAUUGCAAUCCAUAUUGUCGGGUCGCGUGGCGAUGUGCAACCAUUCAUCCCUAUCGCGCAGCUGCUUUCGCGCCCGCCGUUUGGGCAUCGUGUGCGUAUCUGCACUCACCCAGUCUUCAAGAACUUUGUCGAGGAGCAAGGCAUCGAAUUCUUCAGCAUAGGUGGCGAUCCAUCAGAAUUAAUGGCCUAUAUGGUGCGGAACCCUGGCCUGUUACCGUCACGAGAGAGUAUGAAAGCUGGCGAUGUAGGCAAACGGCGUAAAGAGAUGUGGGAUAUCAUCAAUGGCGCGUGGAGGAGUUGCAUCGAGGCUGGCGACGGUACAGGAAAGCCGAUAAGAGCUGCGGAUGUGCCGGAUACCAAGGACCUGUUUCUAGCAGAUGCUAUCAUUGCUAACCCGCCCUCUAUGGCCCAUAUUCACUGCGCCGAAAAGCUUGGCAUUCCCCUGCAUAUGGUCUUCACGAUGCCGUGGUCACCAACCGCCAAGUUCUCACACCCGCUGGCUGCAAUGAAAUACGAUGGGGACACCGAUACAGGCACAGCCAACUACUUCUCAUUCAUUCUCAUGGAACUGUUGACCUGGCAAGGACUAGGCGACCUCAUCAACAAAUUUCGCACUCAGACAUUACGUCUUGACCCCGUCAGUCCCCUAUGGGGCUACCAGUUGCUUCCGCGCCUUCAAGUUCCCUAUAGCUACCUCUGGUCUCAGACUCUUAUUCCGAAACCUGCAGACUGGGGUCCACAUAUUUCCAUCACUGGCUUCUCUUUUCUUCAUCUCGCCAGCUCUUAUACCCCACCGGCAGACCUCGCCGAAUUCUUGGAAAAGGGUCCUGCACCUAUCUAUGUUGGAUUUGGCUCCAUCGUCAUCGACGACCCUCAAGGCCUGACAGAUUUGAUUUAUGAGGCGGUGCGGCGUGCCGGCGUUCGAGCUAUUGUGUCUAAAGGAUGGGGAGGAAUUGGCAACGGGGACAAGCCUGAAGACAUUUACCUCAUGGACAACGUACCCCAUGAUUGGCUCUUUCAGCGUGUCUCUGCGGUUGUCCAUCACGGAGGUGCAGGCACAACCGCCGCUGGAAUCGCAGCUGGGCGGCCUACAGUUGUCGUCCCCUUUUUUGGUGAUCAGCCAUUCUGGGGUCAGAUGAUUGCUCGAGCCGGGGCUGGUCCUACACCAAUCCCUUUCAAAGACAUGACGGCCGAGUCAUUGCAGGCUAGCAUCAAAUUUGCUCUCCGUCCUGAGGUACAAAUCGCGGUUCAAGAGAUGGCAGAUCAGAUCGCCAUGGAGGAUGGUGCCACCGACACGGUAACGAGCUUCCAAGAUCGACAUGAUUUUAGCGACAUGCGAUGUGAUCUUUGUCCUGACAAGCUUGCAUUUUGGAAGCAUAAAGGCACUGGAGCGCAUCUCAGUAACUUUGCAGUAGGUUGUUUGAUCAACGAAGGCCUCAUCGAGUCACAUGAUAUCAAGUUUCUGAGGCACAGACAUUGGUAUGUGGACGAGGGAGCUGAACAUCCCAUCGUUGGUGUCAUCGCCGCCACCUCCCUCUUCUUCACGAACAUUGCCACGGCCAGUAGCGAAUAUCACAGACGUCUCAAGAACAAACAUACACCGCCUCAACAACCGAACCAGGUUCCGCUCGAGAAGCCGAGUGAGACGAAAAAUGAUGCUGACCAAGCCACUCUCACUGGCAAUCGAUAUGUCGAAGAACCGAACGACGACGGCCAGCAGCCUAAAAACAUUCCAGACGGUGACCAAUUAACCCUCACGCAAUCAAUCGACCCAGCCCAGGUUCCCGCCCAAAGGAUGCCAACACAGCAGCAGCAGCAUGUUACACCAGAGCAAAUGGAGGACUUUGCGCAAAAACUGGCCAGUAAAUCUCUUCGGGGUGGCGAAAGUGUAACCAACCAACUUGAACGGCAACCGACUUUCCACGAACGGAGGAAGACCCAUUGGAAAGCUCAAGAAGCAGGUCGUCAUGGCAAAGCCUUUUACUACACACGAGCUACCGGGCGUUUUGCCUCGGACGUGACCAAAGCGGGCAUCAAGGCUCCCAUCUCGCUAUUUUACAACAUUGCCAACGGCUUUCACAACUAUCCAUCUUAUCGGGUUUCCGCCGAGGUUAGAAGACGAGACGAGAUCACCGGUCUAGGAAGUGGCCUACGAACAGCCGGGAAGGAGUUCGGAUAUGGCUUUUACGAUGCAUUCACAGGUGUCGUGACAAAACCAUACAAGGGCGCCAAGGAGAAAGGAAUAAAAGGAUUUGGCAAAGGUCUCAUGGAAGGCACACUGGGUUUCACUUAUAAUAUAGGCGCGGCAAUCUUUGGUUUGCCAGGAUACACACUGAAGGGGUUCGAAAAGGAGUUUCAUAAGCAUCAUCUUACCAAAUUACGGGCUGAGAUUUAUCUCAUCCGGAUAAGACAAGGUAUAGAGGAAUUCCGGGCUGCGACAACUGCGGAGAAGGAUGCUGUGGUUGAGAGGUGGAAGUCAGUGUGUUCUGAGAAGACGAGACGUUGA